GGGGUUGACGUCAUUGCCUCAUAGACUCAAUUCAUUCAUUCAUUCAAAUGGCUGUGCAUUUCAUUCAUUAACUGAUUCACAAUCGCAGGUAUUAUAUCGUAAUAAAGGUGUGAAUCGGACUUAUGGUGUCCUCUAAGUGAUUGUCUCAACACAUGUCUCUCAACACCGAUACUAAUCUGAUAAAUGAUUACUAAAUCAUUUAGAGUUUACAUCUAAAGUAUAAAAAUGACCUAAACUUUACUUCCAAAGGAUACAAACAAUUAUUGUUUGAACACAAAGUUCUUCGUUAUAUUCAUCACUCAAAGUGUUUAACAAAUGAAUUGACGUUUAUUUUGACUCAUUUUGUUUGGUUUUGAUCUGUCUUUCAAAUAGUUGUCACAAUUUUAAUGAACUAAAAGUUAAUCACAAGAAAUAAUGACUGAUUUUAUGCGUAAGUUUGUGCUUAAAGUGGACGUAACGUCCGUCCGAGCGGUUACUUAUGCGGCGAUAUUCACGUUCUUGACGGCCGUCUUCACGAUCAUCGCCUUCUCGACCCCCAAUUGGUUGGUCGCAGACAAUCAACAGCCCAUCAAGAGGUUUGAGAAGUUGGGUCUCUGGGAGGCCUGCUUUUACACCUUCAGAGAUGUCAACUAUCUCUACGACCGCGAGUUUCGCGGCUGUAAAUGGCUUUUCGAUGAAGACUAUGCCUUCCUAUUGGACUUCUUGGAGCCGCGGAAUACCUGUGCUGUGAAGUGGAAUAAGCCAUUCAGGAGGCGAAUGUCUGACGCGAGGGUCGUCGCACUGGCCGUCACUGCCAUCUGUUCCCUGUCGACGAUCAUUGCAUUCGUGACACCCAAUUGGUUGGCCUCCGAUCGGCGACUCUAUGGCGCAAAUUUCGUCAAAUUAGGUCUUUGGGAGACAUGUUUCAGGAGUUAUCACAAUCCAUACGAUUACGAUCUCACAAAGUAUUACUCCGGCUGUCGCUGGAUAUUUGCCGACGAGUACUAUAAUAUCAGACACCUAUUGAUGCCAUCCCUAUUCACGACAAUCGCAGUCAUUAUAUUUGGUAUCCGAGGAGACGAUAGGGAUUGGAUGCCAGACCACGACCACAACUUCCUCUCGUGGUCUUACGGACUGGCAGUCGUCGGUGUGUUCUUCGAGUGGAUGUCAGCCAUACUAUUCUGGGCCGAGUCUCGCAUCUUAUAUAAGAAGGAACUGAAACGCGAACAACAAAUGUUUAAUUUAGAGCCAACUAAUAUCAAGGCUUAAUUCCGCUCAUUAUCUCACAAUCACAUCAUAUUUGAUGCCGUUUUUCAGUGCAAACAACAGACACUUAAUAUUUACAAACAUUCCGUCCUUUGCAUCGAUCAUAUCUGAAAAUCAUUUUCAUUUACUGACCAGAAGUUCAUACAAUUAAUAGCAAUCAAAAUAAUGGCUUCUGAUAUUUUUUACAUUUUAUGCACGUUUUUAUAUAAUUUAAAUACCAAUGAGUUAUACAUUUUAUGAAAUAUUGUCAAUAGAGUUGCACUAACAGUAUUGUAUAUCCAGU
Messenger RNA from Medioppia subpectinata, 1528 nucleotides. The record is from the annotation of a GenBank genome assembly. NCBI's taxonomy places the organism in Eukaryota, Metazoa, Arthropoda, Arachnida, Sarcoptiformes, Oppiidae.